AUGUUUGCACCUCGCGUAAAGGUGGCUGGCCGCUGCGCAGGAAGGGGCGCCAGGAAGACGGGCGUCAGCCUCUUCCCACGCCGUCAGGCUCCCAUGACCAUCACAUCGGCGCUGGGUGACUCCUUGGAGGAGUACCUGCAGACCGCGACGUCUGACCCCAACCUACGCCGGCUGAUGACGGCUAUGUCGGAGGCCAUCCGCACCAUCGCCUACAAGGUGCGCACCGCGUCGUGCAGCAGCACCGCCUGCAUCAACACCUUUGGUGACGAGCAGCUGGCGGUGGACCUGCUGGCGGACAAGCUGCUGUUCGAGGCGCUGCGCUACUCCCACGCCUGCAAGUACGCCUGCUCGGAGGAGAACCCCGAGCCCCUGGAUGUGGGUGGUGAGGGCUUCUCCGUGGCCUUUGAUCCCCUGGAUGGCUCCUCCAUCGUGGACACCAACUUCUCCGUGGGCACCAUCUUUGGGGUGUGGCCCGGGGACAAGCUGAAGGACAUCACCGGCCGGCAGCAGGCGGCGGCGGGCAUGGGCAUCUACGGCCCCCGCACUGUCUACUGCAUCGCCCUGGCUGAGGCGCCCGGCUGCCAGGAGUUCCUGCUGCAGGACGACGGCAAGUGGCUGCACGUCAAGGAGACGGAACGCAUUGAGGAGGGCAAGAUCUUCUCCCCCGGCAACCUGAGGGCCACCUUUGACAACGCAGAGUACCAGAAGCUGGUGCAGCACUACGUGCAGGAGCAGUACACCCUGCGGUACACGGGUGGCAUGGUGCCUGACGUCUUCCAGAUCAUCGUCAAGGAGCAGGGCGUGUUCACCAACGUCAUCUCCCCCACCACCAAGGCCAAGCUGCGCAUCCUGUUCGAGGUCGCCCCGCUGGCGCUGCUGGUGGAGAAGGCGGGCGGGCACUCGUCGGCGGACGGCAAGUGUAUCUCCGGCCUGGAUGUCGAGAUCAAGCAGUACGACCAGCGCACCCAGAUCUGCUUUGGCUCGAUCAAGGAGGUGGCCAGGUUCGAGAAGAUGCUGUACGGCAAGUCGGAGCGCUUUGCCAAGGAGGAGCAGCUCGUGGCAUGA
This is a messenger RNA of Auxenochlorella protothecoides, 1065 nucleotides long. RefSeq names its product Sedoheptulose-1,7-bisphosphatase, chloroplastic. The transcript has 6 exons. Gene Ontology annotation, biological process: gluconeogenesis; fructose 1,6-bisphosphate metabolic process; sucrose biosynthetic process. Lineage: Eukaryota; Viridiplantae; Chlorophyta; Trebouxiophyceae; Chlorellales; Chlorellaceae. Bases 1 to 1065 code for a protein of 354 amino acids. The record is from RefSeq and is a predicted model, not a curated record. Gene Ontology annotation, cellular component: cytoplasm. Gene Ontology annotation, molecular function: fructose 1,6-bisphosphate 1-phosphatase activity.